CGUGCCUCCGCGACCUGACCAGGGAAUUGCCUGCGAGUCUCUUUUUGCUCUCCCCAACACUUGGACAACACACUCCUCCCAACGAUAAAUCCCUGGGGAACCUUGCUCUUGUCACUGUCACUCACGGUUAGUCUUAUUUUUCAGUUUGGGGUAGUUUGGACGGGGCACUCGUUGACAUCACAACGGCACUGCGCAUCACUAGCUUCAGUACGGUUUGCUAAUUCCGUGACGACCCCAGCAGAUCAUCGUCAAAUCCCAAAGCAAUUAUGUCUCGUCCACGCUCAGAUGAGCCGCCCGCUGCCCCUACGGGCCCUGGUCCAGUCAAGCUGUACGUCGGCCAAAUUUCCCCUCACGGAAGUCUUCGCGAUCUCGAAGAUCUGUUCGCCCGCUACGGAAGAAUCCUGAACGUGGAGAUCAAGCCGGCCGGUUUUGGCUUCGUGGAAUACGACGACCCGCGGGAUGCCGAAGACGCCGUCAAGCAUCUGCAUGAUCAUCCUUUCGAAGGCAGGAGGCUCAUCGUAGAGUUUUCAAGGAGGUCAUCUGCCAACAACUCUAGCUGCUUCAUCUGUGGUGGCACUGGCCACUGGGUGCGGGAAUGCCCUGAGAACCAGGAUAAAGGCUUGGAUGUCCGUUCUGGUCGUUGCUUCAAGUGUGGAAACGUUGGUCAUUUGGCCAAAUACUGCCGUGGUGGUGGUGGCGGUGGUGGUGGUGGUUACAGGGACCGUUCCCCCCCUCCUCGUUACGGCCGCUCAAGGUCUCGAUCGCCUGGUGGUGCCCCGCCCCGUCGUCGUUCUCCAUCCCCUAGAGGCUACCGCGGUGGCGAACCCCGAUCUGGUAGCCGCCGUGAUUACUCGCCUCCUAGGGGUGGAGGCGGCUACAGGGACGGUGGUCGUUCUCCUCCGCGCCGCUUUGAUGACGGCCCUCGAGGACGCGAUGGUCCACGCGAUGGACCUCGAGACGGAUACGACUCUCGUCGUCCCGCAUCCCCCAGGCGUUAUUAGACAAUCCGAUCGGGGACACGCAAGGCUACCAGGCGCUAUAGCGGGCUGUGAUGAGAAAAGCGUAGUGAUGUUUUGAAAAUAUGAUUGGUAGUAUAGUCGAGCGAUCCAAUGUCACUUAUCUCGAACAUUUCGCCGGAUGCAUGGGGAUUUGGGCCUGUCUUUUCGCUGCCUCACCAGCGCCGCUUCAACUCGUCUUGAGCAACCUCAUAUCUGGAGUCACACGGACGGGCGGGCUCAGAUGCUAAAAUCCCUUGCGACGCAAGGCUAGAAAGAGUUGCCGUAUUUAGCAUUGCAAGGUCGCUGAAGACCGAGCGAGCGUACUGUAUACACUGAGGGUAUUGCGUCCAUCUCGAUUGAUCUUCAACGCAGAAACUGUCAGUCGAUUGGUUCCACCUGUCGAUGUCAUGCGCAGCGGGUCCGUGUAUAUAGUCAUAGUGAGUCAUCCGUUAUCAUGCACAGUGCACACGCU
This is a messenger RNA of Fimicolochytrium jonesii, 1470 nucleotides long. RefSeq lists its product as uncharacterized. The record is from RefSeq and is a predicted model, not a curated record. The transcript has 3 exons. Bases 267 to 1001 code for a protein of 244 amino acids. Gene Ontology annotation, molecular function: RNA binding; zinc ion binding. Gene Ontology annotation, cellular component: nuclear speck. NCBI's taxonomy places the organism in Eukaryota, Fungi, Chytridiomycota, Chytridiomycetes, Spizellomycetales, Powellomycetaceae. Gene Ontology annotation, biological process: mRNA splicing, via spliceosome.